This is a messenger RNA of Aspergillus mulundensis, 789 nucleotides long. RefSeq lists its product as uncharacterized. The transcript has 2 exons. The coding region runs from base 1 to 789 and encodes 262 amino acids. The record is from RefSeq and is a predicted model, not a curated record. NCBI's taxonomy places the organism in Eukaryota, Fungi, Ascomycota, Eurotiomycetes, Eurotiales, Aspergillaceae.
AUGCCCCUCUCAGACUUCACGCUCCGCUCAACCUGGCACGCCAGCAGCGAAGGCCGCACGAUCCCGGACUUCGUGCUAGAAGGCGGGAAAGGCGGACGGUUCGACAAAAUCCUCGCGCACCGCUACGCCCUCACCUGCGCAACAUUCAACACGCGCACAUCGAUCCUCAAAGAAGGCCCGCGCCUCCUGGCGCAGUUCAAGGCGACGAAGGCCGUACCGAGGGGUCAGCGCGUCGCAUACAAUAAGUUCCUCGUUACGACGCUCCGGGGCGUAGAGGGGUUCGUGGAGCGGGAGAUCAAGCACAAGCACCUCGGGCAGAAGGCCGGGACAGGGACACCUGCAGCUGGAGGGGGAGGUGGCGGGACCGUGUCCGUGUCCACGUCCACGUCCGAGCGCGACGAGGUGUUCAGCGCGUACGCGGCGUUCCUGAAUUUCGUGGAGGUGCAGGGGGGCCGGAGGUUUAGUUUGCUUGGGCUUAGUCCGAGUUCGGGGGCUGGGGCGGGGGAGGCUGGUUGCGAGGUUUAUGUCGCGGGCGGGGAUUGGUCGGAGAGGAAGCGGGAGGAGGGGAUGGGUGCAGAGCGCAAGGUGUCGCUGGCGAAGUCUGCGUCUGCGUCUGCGUCUGCGUCUGCGUCUGGGGAUCGAGAGAGUCUGUUCCGGGCGCAGCGGCAGAAGUACAUGGAGGAUGUUGGGCUUGGCGAGAGCGAGGAUGAGGACGGGGAUGAGGAUGGGGAUGGAUUCGAGAAUGGGUCUGGCAACGACGGCGAUGAGGACAAGGCUCGAAGGAACUAG